CAGUUCAGUUUGAGGAUCAUGAAAUUCUUGACCGUAUUUGCAUUCGCCUGUGGCAUCGUUAUUCUGUUAGUGGCAACAUUUGUGGUGCUCCACGGCGCCUACGGCUCACCACUGCCGGAGCCCAUUCCCGAUCCGAGUCCGGUGGCCGAUCCGAGUCCGGCUGCCAAUCCCAGUCCAGUUGCCGAUCCGAAGCCCGUUGCCGAGCCAUCUGCCAAUCCAGGGACCGGAACCAACGCAGAACCAGGUCCGAGGAGCAAACCGAAUCCCAGUCCCUCGGCACCAGCAACUCUUUUGGAAGCCAAUAAGCAAGACAACUUUGCGGUUCCGCUCCUAGAAACUGCUCCGCAAAAGCUGGAUGAUGUUCAGGCCGAUCCCCAGCCGGCUUAGUGGGUGCAUGACCCCACAUCAAGGAGCAGCAGCAGCAGCUUAAUCCAACUGGAGCCUGCACACCCACACACAAGGGAGACACGCACACAUAUAUAUAUUAAUCUUCUGUAUUCAAUGUAUGCAUUUAUGUAUUCCAACUUCUAGCAUGGGCAUUAAUAAAAUUGCAAAAAAAAU
This is a messenger RNA of Drosophila melanogaster (fruit fly), 561 nucleotides long. RefSeq lists its product as uncharacterized. Lineage: Eukaryota; Metazoa; Arthropoda; Insecta; Diptera; Drosophilidae. Bases 19 to 387 code for a protein of 122 amino acids. The transcript is spliced from 2 exons. The record is from RefSeq and is marked reviewed.